Molecule: messenger RNA, 1442 nt
Organism: Anastrepha ludens (Mexican fruit fly)
Lineage: Eukaryota; Metazoa; Arthropoda; Insecta; Diptera; Tephritidae
Gene: Nup62
Product: nuclear pore glycoprotein p62
Exons: 1
Coding region: 157-1383 (408 amino acids)
Biological process (GO): RNA export from nucleus; protein import into nucleus
Cellular component (GO): nuclear pore; nuclear pore central transport channel
Molecular function (GO): phospholipid binding; structural constituent of nuclear pore
Source: RefSeq, a predicted model, not a curated record
CACACUAAUCAUAAAUUGACAUUGUAAAAAUCCCUCGCUUUGAUAAUUUCGUGCCGGUGCGUAAUUUUAUAAACACGCUUUAAUCUAAUUGUUUAAAAAUUUGCUGUGCAGACAUAAAUUAAAACAUCAUAAUAUUUGUACUAAGUGCAGGGCUCCAUGAGUUUCCAAUUACCAGCAACAACCACAGCCGCGAGCACAGGUUUCUCGUUUGGUCUGGGAGCGCCCUCCGCGGGUAGUGCAGCUACUGCAAAACCAGGAUCUUUUUCAUUUGGCGCCACUGGUGGCGGAGACGCAGGUACAGUAAAACCAAUAACAUUUGGAACUCCAGCUGCGACUACGGCUCCAAUGGCUGCUCCCGCUGCUGUGGGAUUUGGUAGCGGAUUUCUUGGUACCACCACUUCAAGUGCGGGGACUGCAGCUCUCCCAAGCGCAACUGCUGUCACAUCGGCAGGUUUUUCGUUUGGGGCACCAACCGCAAACUCCGCUGCUGUUGCACCAACUGCCAUUGCUCCUACAACUACUUCGGCAGGCUUUGGAUUUGGUGCGUCAGCCGUUACAACCACAACUACCACGACCGGCUUUAAUUUCGGCACUACAGCAACUGCAGCAUCAAUAGCAGGUGCGAGUACAACCUCGGUACCAACAACCGCAGCGCCAGCAUUCCAAUUGGCAACUGCUAAAACCACUUCUGCAUCUCUACCGGCGCUUGGUGCAAUAAGUACGUCAACUGCUCCCGCCGCGGGCGGUUUUGCAAAUCUUAGUACGGCAACAAAGACGACGGAUUCAGCGGCUGUGGCAAAUGCUUCACAACUAUCAUAUAAUCAGUUAGAAGAACAUAUUAACAAAUGGACUUUAGAGUUAGAGGAGCAAGAAAAAGUGUUUGCUGACCAGGCUACGCAAAUAAAUGCUUGGGAUAAAAUUCUUAUAGGCAACAACCAUAAAAUACUCGAGUUAAAUGACGCUGUGCAAAAAGUUAAGUCGGAUCAGCAAACAUUGGAACAGGAGCUGGAAUUCAUAGCAACUCAACACAAGGAACUAGAGGAAAGUAUUGUACCGCUGCAAAAAGAAUUCCUGAAAUUGCCGCAAGUUGAUGUGGAGCGCAGUCAGACAUAUCUUUUGGUGGAAAACUUGGACACACAGCUAAAGCAAAUGUCAGAGGAUCUUAAAGAAAUCAUCGACAGUCUGAAUGAGGCCAAUAAGGGUCAAGACAGUACGGAUCCUAUUAUACAAAUUGGCAAAAUAUUGAACGCGCAUAUGAGCUCGCUACAAUGGAUCGAGUCAUCUGCAACUAAUAUUUCCAAUAAACUUGAUGACAUUACAAAGAUGCACGAAUCAUUUAAGCGCGAGUCGGAACGUUCUUUCCGAUCAGCUUAUUACAAUUAAAUAAUGAUGUGUGAUGGAAAAUUAUAAUUUCUUUUUUAAAAAACAUGUUUGUUAAAAUA